Messenger RNA from Aspergillus melleus, 4874 nucleotides. RefSeq lists its product as uncharacterized. The record is from RefSeq and is a predicted model, not a curated record. The coding region runs from base 165 to 3005 and encodes 946 amino acids. NCBI's taxonomy places the organism in Eukaryota, Fungi, Ascomycota, Eurotiomycetes, Eurotiales, Aspergillaceae. The transcript has 4 exons.
CCGUCAGCCCAUCAUUCAGGGCUUCAUCGUCUAUCGCUGACCUUUCCCCAUCAAACCCGAUCUUUUCCAUCCCAUUUCCAUCGAAUUUCGCACCGGGGCGACCAUCUCUACUACACUUCUACUUCACUUGACGGUCCCCCAGCCCCCUCUGACCGCCUUGCGUGAUGGCACGCUCUCGGUCGCGCUCUGCCUCGACGAGGCCUUACGAGUCUACGCUAAAAUCAACAAAAGCCGUGACCAACCCCAAGGCUGCCGUACCGAGUCUAUCUCGUAGACGUGUUACAAGGAGUCAGAGUCGUGAUCCUGAGAACUCGGGCCUGGAGAAUGCAGUCGUGGGCACCGGUCGGCCCUCUUUGAAUGGUCCGAGAUGGAAACAAAACAUGGGCAAAAGCGGAAAGGGUCUCGAUGCUGUUGUGGAAGAAUCGCCCGUCAGGUCGCCUGCCAAAUCGCCUCGCAAUAGCGGUGCUCGUCGCGAAAGCCAUGCUGCACCGGGUUCGCCCGAAGAUGCUGCCAACAUCUCCGGCACCACCAUUCUCCCUUCGGAGCCGGACACUGACCUGGAUCCCGAGAUGAUGCUCGAGUCUCUGCCGGACCUGGAACGUGCUGCGCGAGACGUCUUGAAACUGCUUGUUCCUGCAUCUACGGACCCGGUCAGCAUCGUCAAUCUAGCAGCGAAGCUGGCAGAUCCCAAGAACACGCAGAGCAGGCGUCUUUCCCGCUCAAAGUCUAAGUUCGAGUCAGAGGCCAGCUACUUCGGAAGCCAUUCAUAUAUAGACACCGAAAGGGUCAGCGAGGCGAUAUACUCGGCCCUGGAGAAUAAGUGCGAUGGACUCGCCAAUGAUUGGACCCCUGACCUCAGUGUGCAAAAGGCCAACUGUGCGCGGUUUGCCAUCGAGGUGCUCCUGGCCCGAACUGAGACAGACGCUCCAAGACAGGCCAUUCAACAUGUCGAAGGCCUGUUUCCGUCUGUCUUCAUGAACAAUGUUGUUCAUGACGGUCAACGACCGGCAGUGGGUGAAAGUUCUCUUGGAAAAGACACUUUCAAUCUUGCUUUGGAGAUCAGGACGCAGUUUCUGAUUGCGUCAAUGGAGGAUCAACAACAUGACCCUGGUUUUGAUCCUGAUGCCAUACUAAAAUUGGCAUUCUUCGUGGAGGAAAUUGAUGAGGACGUUUACGAUAGCAACGAGGCACCACUCCGAGGCUUCAACUUGGACAAUCUUGGUGGUGCAGAUGGAUACCUUCCUUCGCGCUAUAGAGAUGCUGCUUAUGAUCGUUUCAACGAAAUGCGGGUCUUGGUAUCGGACGGGCCGGAUGAGUUGAAAAGCGCGUUCCGAUGGCCGAGAUUCGCACUGAAAGCUGCCCAAUGGCUUCGCAAACGCAACGAUGAAAUUGACAAACAAUUGAACAAACAGCGGCAGGCAGACGACCUGAAAGAUGAGUAUUUUGCUACUCCCAAAACGGGAUCCAAGAUGGGCAGUGUACCUCCUCGCUCCGCAGCCACCCUGAGUCCCGCAGGAAGAGCAAGCGCGAGACCCUCCUCUGUUGCCGCUGAAAACCAAAGAAUAAUGGCUGCUCGAGGCUCGCCUUUUGCGGCGACCCCAACUAGAUUAAGAAUAUCGAGCAAUCUACGAGAAUUGGAAACCCCUGGCGUUUCGGGCACGGAAGGACCGAUUUUCACGGCGCCAUCCAUUCAACCGAGGAUAUCGGACGCUCAAAAAGAACCUGCUGUCCCGGAAACAUCGAAUGGUCAAGGAUCGCCGACCGAGGGAGCCCCCAUCGAUGAUGGUGCUCCGAAACCCCCUAGCAAUGAGGAAGAGCCUAGGACUGCCUUUGAAAACCGGGAGCGGCGUAAAUCAAAACCCUCUUUUCUGAAUGCGUCCUCCAUCGACCGCAUAAUGCAAAGACAGAGGCGACGGUCCGACUUCGUGCAGCCUUCGCCACAGGCCGAGGGUGACACUCUCGCAUCCGAAGACCAAAGCAAUACAUUGCCCGCUACCUCGCAAUCUAGAGCUGCAGACCCAGUAGCACCUGCAGCACCUGCAGCACCUGAAGCGCCCGUGGAGCCUGCCAACAUGCCAGAUCCCCAUAUGGACAGUCCUCUUUUUGUGCCCCAAGACGACGACUUGCUGACAAUCAAUGAUACUGGCUUCACUCUCGAUGGAGAUAACUCAAGAAUUCAGAUCGAGCGGUCUCACAGCCCUCCCGUCGGAAAUAGAAUAAGUCACGGGCCAGGGCGUCAAAGGACGGACUCUAUAGCAAGCAUCCCUGUGAAUCCACCCUCGAUCCUACCUUCCGAUCGGGAAUUAUGGCAAGCGACCAAAAAGCACGCCGCUUCUAGUUCCCAGGCAACGAAGGAUAAGCACCCACGGGCAGCUUUUAUCGAUCAUCAAGAGAACGCCCACCGGGUCUCGCCAAUCAGUCACGGGGUAAGCUCACGCAGCGCCCAAAGAUCAUCCAAUAAGCGACGACGUGACGAGUCGGACGAUCUGGAGGAAAAUGAAGAAAGCGGGAAUGAUUUCUCGACGGACGCACGCGCACUUGAUAUUUCUCGCAAACGCGCAGAAAAGCCAGCACAGCCCACGAGCAAGCGUCAGAGAACCACGACUAAUGAGGAACCGCAAGCCGCGCCUGAGGUGCCAGGAGAGAGCCGCGCGACCAGACGGGGGUCGGCAACCAUUCCGUAUCGUUCUUCACAGCUCACCUCUACCAAUCAGUCACACGUACGAUGGCAACCGGCCGAAGACGAACGGUUGCUCCGCCUCAUCAAGGAAAACGAGUGUAAAUGGGCGUUGAUCGAGCAAGAAAACGAGGCGCAGCCCGAGAAACCAGGCGAGAAGAGAAUCGAGGGCCGAAACCAGGUUCAGCUGAAGGAUCGGGCACGGAACUUGAAGAUCAAAUAUUACCGGGCUCGACAACCUCUCCCAAAGAACUUGGAAAAAGUAACUAUGAAACAGAAGGACAAGGCCCGGCUCGCAAACAUGGGCAUUAUCGUCCCUGACAACUAACCGAUCGCCCCCAUGCGGAGUAUGGACGGAUGAUACCUCGCUUUCUUGCUUUUUAUUUGUUUAAACUUUGGAUCGAUCAGUCCUAACGUCAGCAUGUCAGCAUGACUAUGGACUAUAGUAUGAUUCCUUGUUGCCUUGAUACCCCUGAAUUGUUCUGUUGGAAAGCGUUGGAACUAUUUCUUUUUCUUGUUUUGUUUCGGAGCUUUCUGCCUUAAUGAUUCCUAGCGAUCGUGUGUUCCAUUGUUCGUAUAUACUAGAUGGAAGUCAUUUUGGUUAAUGAUAUGAUUUCGGUUCCAAUUUUCUUUUCAUCUUGAAUAAUUGAAUCUCUAUAGUAAAAGCGAGUGUAUAUCGUGGGUAUCUCCAAACCAAAAAAAACAAAAAAGAGAAAGUAAGCCAUUCAUCCAUUCAACCUUCAAUCUUGAAAUCAACCAGCAAUUCCAAGUCCCAACCCAACAACCCAACAACUCCGAAGGUCAUGGCAAAGGAUCGAAAGGAAUCAAAUCAAUCAUUAGGUCAGUAGGGGGGAAGGGUCCACUUAGGUGUUCGUCAACAGCUUCAGACCCCAAAUACCGGAACACGCCAAUGCAUGGAAGGUCUGCGGAUCGUAUUUCCAAGCCACAGACGGAAUAUUGUACAUGGGUAAAAAAAAAUAAAAAUUUGUCGGUAAAGAAAAAAAAGGUGAAAGAGUGAAGAAGAAGAAGAUGGAAAAGGAUGCAACGAACAGGGUCGGUCAGUUGGUCAGGCACACACAACAAAUAAACAUCCACGAACUAGUAUUACUGUGUCCUUGGUAAAGACCGACCGGUUCGUCAAACAUUGUCUGUCUGACUGACUGACUACCUGUCCUAUUAGAAGACAGGAGAGAUAGUCUUGUUCAGACGAGGCAGUGCGAUAGUGUGAUUGCGAAAGGUGUCGAAGGGACGAAGAAAAAAAGCAAAUCCAACUACCGGGCCACACUGGAUCUCCAUAAUUAAUCAAAAGGCAGACCCCAGCACCAAUGGUAGAAGAAUCGCCCCCACAACCGACCCAACAGCAGCCGGGCCAGCGGGCCCCGCAGCACCGUUAGACGAACUCUCGGGGUCCGCGCUAGACGAGGCUGACGAGGAAGAAGACGACGACGAAGACGAUGCCUGCGUCGCGGCGAGCGCGGACGGUUCUGCGACGUCGGCGUUCUUGGGCGCCGUGGUGGGCGCCGUCAGGAUGCUGUUCGGGAUGCUAGUUUGGGUGAUUGCUGCGCCGGUGGCCACGAGGUUGGGGUUGAUGCUCAUGAUGGCCUUGGGUUCGGAAGUCGAGGACGAUGACUUUGGUUCGGUUGAAGAGGAUUGCGGUUUGGAGUGUUCGGGGUUGGUUGAUGAGUCGUAUACGAUAGUCCAGACGUCAUCGCCUCCACCUAGGGUUUGAGAUUAGCGAUGUGUUUUAGAUUUGUUUUUUCUUUUCUCUCGUGUCUCGUGAUUCGAUAGGAUAAGGCUGAUAGGGGAGAAGGGGCCGAAAGUGAUGCUUACAGUUUUCACUUGGAUAUCCUGGGCAUGGCUCGUUGCACUCUUUCUGCGAGACUUUGGCGCUGAUAGGAGGUAGUUUGUCGCCGCACCAGCACCGGUCGCCUUUGACGCCAUAUACGCUGAAGUCUUGUUUCGCGCAGUGCGAUUGACACAUUCCCAAUGAUUGAAAAGUCGAGCCCAUAUGGAUUUUCAGGUCACCGAUGUUGCUGUAACAUUCACUUUGUGAUCGCGAAGCCGAAACGAUGGAAGGCGAGAAGGCCAGAAACGAGAGCAGGCCUAGGCCGAGAAUCUUCCUCGACAUGUUGGAAGAUUGUUAUGCAAAUGAGUGUAGAAGACAAAGGUAGGUUGUCUAAAAAGUGUUUCAAGUUUC